CCCUCCAGCUCCCUCUCACUCCGGGUAGACUCACAACCGCAGACAUGGCUCCGUGAAGCGACACAUGGCAGCUAGCAGCCAUGAGCCCCAAAACAACUCACGAUGCCUAAAUAGCAGCCUUAUUACGUUAAUUCCUAAAUUAUUCAACUCCUGCAAUAACCACAGCUACAAACCGGUGUUCAGUCACAGUCAAUGGGAGAGGCGCACUGCAACCCCUUUCGGUUAAAUAUCCUCUGAUAUUUUGCUUCUUUUUUUUAAACACUCACUUCGUCUUUUCUAACAGACGCGCAACAUGGGUGUUCAAGGUUUCCAAGAGUAUAUUGAAAAGCACUGCCCCAGCGCGGUGGUGCCGGUGGAGCUCCAGAAGCUGGCCCGGGGUAGUAUGGUUGGGGGCGGCCGGCAAAGAUCCCCUCAGAGUCCGUUGAGACUGCUGGUGGACGCCGAGAACUGCCUCCACCGGCUCUACGGAGGCUUCUACACCGACUGGGUCAGCGGGGGCCAGUGGAACCACAUGCUGGGCUACCUGGCCGCACUCUCUAAGGCCUGCUUCAACGGCAACAUUGAGCUACUUGUGUGUUUCAAUGGCGCCCUGGAGAAAGGCCGUCUUCACGAGUGGGUCAAGCGACAGGUAAACGAGAGGCAGACCGCCCAGCAGAUCAUCAGCCACGUCCAAAACAAGGGCACCCCGCCGCCUAAAGUGUGGUUCCUCCCUCCCGUGUGCAUGGCCCACUGCAUCCGACUGGCGCUCCUCAGGUUCCGCGUCGGGGUUGUUCAGAGCAUCGAGGACCACCACCUGGAAGUGAUAGCCUUAUGCAGGGAGACCGGUUUCCAUGGCCUGGUGGCCUAUGAUUCAGACUACGCUCUGUGCAACAUCCCAUACUACUUCAGCGCCCACGCCCUCAAACUGAGCCGCAACGGCAAAAGCCUCACCACCAGCCAGUACCUGAUGCACGAAGUGGCACGGCAGCUUGAUCUCAACCCAAAUCGUUUUGUCAUUUUUGCAUCACUGUUAGGAAAUCACAUACUGCCUGAUGAAGACUUGGCUGCCUUUCACUGGAGCUUACUUGGUCCAGAGCACCCAUUAGCAUCUUUGAAGGUGCGUGCCCACCAACUUGUGCUCCCACCCUGCGAUGUUGUAAUCAAGGCUGUGGCUGACUAUGUCCGCAACAUCCCAGACAUCACCGACUUGGAGGCCAUUGCUAAGGACAUCUUCAAGCAUUCACAGUCGUGCACUGAUGACAAAGUCAUCCGCUUCAAGAAGGCAGUGGAGUACUACUCAGCGGCCAGCACACCCCCUCUAUUCCCUCCACAGUUAGUCAGACCAAAACACUUGGGAGUGCCUGCAGCAGUGCCAUCUCCAAAAGUGCUCAACAUUCCACAGGGGCCACUGCCUGUAAAACCUGGGAUCCAGCACCCGUACCCAGAGCCUCUGGUGGAGUGCAGCCUGGCCCUGGACUCGGUGGAGAAAGACCUCCCGGAGCAAAACAGCUUCAGCAACAUUCCUCAUGAAGGGAAGCACACACCGCUGUAUGAGAGGUCCUCUCCCAUCAACCUUGGCCAGGCCGGCAGCCCCAUCAACACAGAGGCUGCUUUCUUUAACGCUUCCUCCACAUCCUCCUCCUCCUCCUCGGAGAAUGAAGAGAGCUCGGGCACAACUGCCAAUCAUGUUAGCGACCAUAAGGGAGGAUGGGAGAAAAACGGACAUACUCCACAUUCUGAAAACACACCAGAGGGAGACCUGGGGGACCAAACUAAAGCUGACCUCUGUGUGACCCCUACUGCGAGCCCGGGGUCACAGGCCAUAUGUCUCCACAGCUUGAAUGCCCAGAUCCCCUCCCUGCUCUCCAUGCCCACCAGGAACCACAUGGACAUCACCAUCCCACCUCUCCCUGCUGUGGCCCCUGAGGUCCUACGGGUGGCUGAGCACAGACACAAGAAGGGCCUUAUGUAUCCCUACAUCUACCAUACUCUCACCAAGGGAGAGAUUAAGCUAUCAGUCACCAUUGAAGAUGAAGCUAACAAAGACCUGCCCUCAGCAGUGCAGCUGUUUCGGCCUAUCCGUCAGUAUGUUUACGGAGUGCUCUUCAGCCUGGCCGAUGCCAGGAAGAAGGCUGAGAGAUUCACCACGAGGAAGAACUGCCUCCUUGAAUAUACACAUGUCAUGGUCAAAGAGUGGGCCGCCUACAAAGGCAAGUCUCCCCACACUCCAGAGCUGGUGGAGGCUCUGCCCUUUAGGGAGUGGACCUGUCCCAACCUGAAGAAGCUGUGGUUGGGGAAGGCUGUGGAGGACAAGAACCGCAGGAUGAGAGCAUUCCUGGCCUGCAUGCGCUCCGACACUCCAGCUAUGCUGAACCCUGCCAACGUCCCCACUCCCCUCUUGGUGCUCUGUUGUGUGCUACGGUUUAUGUUACAUUGGCCAGGAGUAAGAAUUUUGCGUCGUAACGAACUUGACGCUUUCCUAGCUCAAGCACUUUCUCCUAAACUUUAUGAGCCUGACCAGCUGCAGGAACUGAAGAUCAACAACCUGGACCCUCGAGGAGUCCAGCUGGCCGCUCUGUUCAUGAGCGGAGUGGACAUGGCUCUAUUUGCCAAUGACGCAUGUGGACAGCCUAUUCCCUGGGAGCACUGCUGUCCCUGGAUGUACUUUGAUGGCAAGCUGCUUCAGAGUAAACUCAUCAGAGUCAACAGGGAGAAGGCCCAGCUCAUUGACCUCUGUGAUGGUCAGGCUGAGCUGGUUGCCAAGGUGGAGAAGAUGCGUCAGAGCAUCCUGGAAGGUCUCAACUUCACUCGGCCGCCUCAUCCUCCUCCAUUCCCACCUCCGCCACUUCCACCUCCUCACAGGAUGCCUUUCUACCCUCCCACUGGCUCCUUCUACCCCCCACCCCCAAUGAUGCCUCCUCAGGGGAGAGGCAGAGGGAUGCCUGGAAUCUCGUCGCAGGGUGGGAAGCUGGAGAUAGCUGGCACUGUGGUGGGUCAGUGGGAUGGAGCCAGACGCAGCCGAGGAAGAGGAGGCUUCCCUGUCCAGGUGGUGUCUGUUGGUGGACCAAAUAGAGGUCGUCCCAGAGGUGUGAUUUCCACGCCCGUCUUCAGGACGUUUGGUCGAGGAGGCAGGUACCACACUCGGACCUUCAAGAGUCAGGGAGCAUACCUGGGUAAGCCUGCUCAUAAGCCUGCUCAUACAUCUGGACAUGAUGCAGUUAAGGAGAGAAAGAAGCCCAAGCCAGAGGAGAGGAAAUCCUCUCCUGCACCUCGUGACGGCUCCACCACAGAGAACGGUGUGGAGGACAAAGAGCCAGGCCAGCUGAACGGAGAUAAAGAGGAAUGCAGGGCUCUCAUCCAACCUGAAAGUGCCUUUAGCAGUGACUCCAAGACGUGCAAUUCUAAUCCUCACUUAAAUGCACUAAAUGUAGACAGCGGCUGCCACAGAGAUGAAGGUCUGGAGGCCGCCGUCUUAAAAAAAGAAGAUGAUCAGAGAAACGGUGUAUUCCCCCAGUCGCCCCCGCAAGAGCUAAAUCGGUUACCUUCUAUGUAAGUUGAUCAGAGUUUCUUCCUAACUCAUGGAUUGUAAAAGAAUGAACUGCUGUUGGGUUUGAUUGAAUGUUGAUGGAUUGUGGUGUGGUGUAUUUGAAGGCAACUUAGCUACAAUGCUUAAUAAAACUAUAUUCUUUUAAGUACAAA
Micropterus dolomieu (smallmouth bass) is the source of this 3678-nucleotide messenger RNA. RefSeq names its product constitutive coactivator of PPAR-gamma-like protein 1 homolog. Gene Ontology annotation, cellular component: nucleus. Lineage: Eukaryota; Metazoa; Chordata; Actinopteri; Centrarchiformes; Centrarchidae. The record is from RefSeq and is a predicted model, not a curated record. Bases 293 to 3532 code for a protein of 1079 amino acids. The transcript is spliced from 18 exons.